ACCCUGGUUUUAAUCAUGCUGAGAACUUUUUUCACAUGGAAAAUGCCCGAGUCCCGCAUCUGGACGGUGAUGUUGCUGCUGGGGACGUGCCUGCUGUACUGCGCCCGCGUCACCGUGCCCAUCUGCGCCGUCGCCCUGAGCACCCACUUCAGCUGGGACAAGAAGCAGUCCGGCAUAGUGCUCAGCAGCUUCUUCUGGGGCUACUGCUUGACACAGAUUAUCGGAGGGCAUAUCAGUGAUAAAAUAGGAGGUGAGAAAGUCCUCCUCCUCUCAGCAUCAGCCUGGGGGUUCCUCACGGUCCUCACCCCGCUGCUCACCCACGUCACUUCUGCCCAUCUCGUUUUUAUGGCCUCCUCCAGGUUCCUCAUGGGGUUGCUGCAAGGGGUGUAUUUCCCAUCCCUGGCCAGCCUGCUGUCCCAGAAGGUCCGGGAGAGCGAGCGAGCCUUCACUUACAGCACAGUGGGGACUGGCUCGCAGUUUGGGACGCUGGUGAUUGGUGGUGCAGGUUCUCUCCUCCUCGACUGGUACGGCUGGGAGAGCGUUUUCUACUUCUCUGGUUUGCUCACUUUGCUCUGGGUUUACUGCACCUGCAAGUACCUCCUGAGUGAGAAAGAACUCAUCAUCCCCAUAGACUAUUUAAUGAGAGGCCUCUCGAUAUCCAAGCAGAGCAAAGUUCCCUGGAAGCAGCUGUUUAAGAAGGCACCGAUAUGGGCUGUCAUCAUCGCUCAGCUUUCUACAGCCAGCACAUUUUUCACUCUUCUCUCCUGGCUGCCAACUUUCUUUAAGGAAACUUUCCCCGAGUCAAAGGGUUGGGUGUUUAACGUAGUCCCUUGGCUGGUUGCAAUUCCUACAAGCUUGUUCAGUGGAUUUCUGUCUGAUCAUUUAAUCAACCAGGGGUACAAAACCAUCACCAUUCGUAAAUUCAUGCAGGUCAUCGGCUCGGGCGUCUCAAGCAUUUUUGCCUUGUGCCUGGGCCAGACCUCCAGUUUCUGCAAGGCGAUAGUGUUUGCUUCUGCCUCUGUUGGACUUCAGACCUUUAACCACAGUGGCAUUUCAGUAAACGUACAGGAUCUGGCCCCCUCAUGUGCUGGCUUACUGUUCGGUGUUGGGAAUACAGGUGGAGCCCUCCUAGGUGUCAUUUGUGUGUACUUGGCCGGCUACCUGAUCGAAACGACUGGCUCCUGGAUUUCUGUUUUUAACCUGGUGGCUGCUGUUAACAGCAUUGGCCUCUGUGCAUUCCUCAUGUUUGGAGAGGCCCAGAGGGUGGACACAGACUCGGCAUAUAUGGACCUCUAGAGAUGAGUCCAGCAAGCAGCUGAAGGACAGGAGAGUGUCAUGUCUAUGUGUCACUGUCGCACAAGUGCCAAAGAACUUUUUUUUUUUGAGGUGUUUAACAGGAAAAAAAAAGAUAUACUGAGACCAAGUACAUAAUGGGUCUGUUUGAAACCCAUGGGACAAAAGAAAUUUAGAGUUCACUUUUUGCUCAGGGCAUAGCUGAUGGCCUGCAGAGCCAUCCAGCUCAACAUCUCCAGUGAGGAUACGGCCCGUGUGACCAGUUUGCCCCAGUCUGUGUCUAGUGGACAGUUAUCCACGUGGCCAAAGCAGCUCACCCGGCUGGUCCCCGAAGGCUGCUGUGGUUUGCAUGGCGUGUCCUGGAGCAGUCACUCUGAGGGGAGCUGCCCCACUGUGCCAGGAGCAGGUCCCUCCAUGCUCCGCCACCCUGUGACCUCAGGGAGGGUGGCCGGCUCUUGGGCUGCCAUGCGACACGUGUCCUCUGAACUACAUGAAAGGAAUAAUCUGAACGAAUGUACCUCUGACCUUAACCCUCCCUCGCGUGCCUUCAUUUUGCAGUCUGCUCGACAGGGACAAGCCAGGUGUACAGGAGAAUGGGUUGUGAGAUGAAUUCAGGGCUUCCCUGCCGGGGAAGUCUUCUGGCUGGGUGUCUGCUGUGGUCCCAGGGGCAUGAGGCUGCAUCAAUACUGCCUUCAGCAUGCUUGAGCUGAGCUUGAGCUGAGCCGGGAGCCUGCAGCGCUGAACGCUCAAACCAGCUGAGCCCAGCUUUGCUCAAGGGCAGAGCUCAAGGGCUCCCUCCUCUCCAGGGUCGCUUCGCUCCAGCCCUGAGCCAAGGCAGACCACCUCCAGCGUGAGAGCAGAGGAGAGCUGCAGGCACCCAUGGCCAGGCUUGCCUGGGCUCACCUUGCAGCGCGGGUGCAGCCGAGGAACCCCCGGGGGCUGCUCUGCCAUAUGCUGGGAAGGUAUGGGAAGAGCAGGUCAUGCCCUGUGCUAUGGAUCUGUACUCCCAAAUGCUUUCUCCUUGAUUAGACGUGUCCCUCUCAGCGGGCAUUGGAGACUUUCCUAAGAGCCUGCAACGGGCAGGUUUUGUUUCUACCUUAAGCGUAAAGCAAAUUUCUGCCUCGGGGCUCCGUAGGACUGGAUGUGGAUCCCUGUGGUUCCCCGUGUCAGAGGGAAAUACUUGGCUGUACACGCCUCUGAGCCUGAAUGUCUUAAGUUAUUUAUAAAUAUUUUUAAAUUUAAGUACCAAAUUCUAUAUUUGAUGGACUUGAGGCCUGAUUCUGCAUGCUUAUUUUGAGUGGUACUCCCACCAAAACCCACAGUAUUUCCGGAAGGGAAGGAUUUACCAGCCCACAGUUUCUGGUUUUGUUAAACGUGGCAUUUCAUAUUAAAGCAGUUCAUUGCUUUUCCUCCCACCCCUUGCUUGCAGCCUGAAAGGAUCUUUUUGAUUUCUCUAGUGCUUACCAGAAAACUUCAGCUGAGAUUUGGGAGCAGAUUCCCUAAGGGACCUCUCCGUGCAGGAAUGCUGUAGGUUCAGAUUCAUUGACUUAAAAAAAAAAAAAAAAAAAAUUUACCUUGUUUCUCCUUUGGUUUUGGCCAAAUUUCUUCUUGGAAGAUACCUUAGAGCCAUGUUAAGCUUCUGAAUAGCUGGGUUUAUAGUGAAAAUACUGACAGCCUUUUAAUUGCAGCCACACUAAUGGGUGCCACUGAGCUAAGCUGAGCUACUUAUUGGGGGUAUUAAGAGAUAAAGAUACAACUGCCUGAUGAAUUUGAAAGAGAAUAUAGGAUCAGUGUGGUCUGAUAGGGAGCCAGAGAGAUAAGAAAGUUGUUUUGUUUUGUUUUUUUUUUCUCCUUCUGUGCUUUUUCUCCAACAGCCUGGUUGCUACCAGAGGUACAACCCUGGAUCUGGGGUGCUGCAGUGCUGCAGAGCCAGGACACACAAACGCUGCUGGGAAGCCUCUUAAAAUCAGCGGGUAAAAUGGGGAAGGCACACAGAGAAAUGCAAACCAGGCUUGCCAAAGAGGCCCGAGGCCAUGCAGACAUCUCUGCCAGCCUCAUCCCUCAUCCAGCCUGAGCAGAUUGUUUGCACGGCCUUUUCUAUAGCAACGUAAGAAAAAAAAAAGGUGAUGGUUUUCUUUUAACAUCUUCCCCUGCGGUUCAGUAUUGCAGAUCAGGAGCACAAGGAGUGAGUUCUGGUUCUCUUUGCUGGUUGCACCGUUUCUUGUGGAAGAGUUGAUGAGUUUAAGCCACUCACGUUGGAAGCAAGGCAGCUUGGCCACCCCUUGGCUCUGCAAGCUGGGAAAUUUGGAACUAAGGUCUUCAAAGGAAAGUCAGCGUCGCUGGCUGUGCCUUUGUAAUCCAGCUAACACUUUGGUGGGCUGUCCGGAUUAUCCAUCUCUGUAAACUGGCUAAAUUAAAUAUUUGAAGUACAUUUGAGGCUUAGGUUUCAUUAUGUUCUUACCUCUUGGUGAAGUAUUGAAACCGUUUUACAUAGCUGUACUAUUGUUUAGUUUUUUGUUUGUUUAAGCAGCCUUGCCAAAGCUUGCUGUCUGAGAGUUUUUUCUU
Molecule: messenger RNA, 3858 nt
Organism: Athene cunicularia (burrowing owl)
Lineage: Eukaryota; Metazoa; Chordata; Aves; Strigiformes; Strigidae
Gene: SLC17A9
Product: solute carrier family 17 member 9
Exons: 13
Coding region: 16-1296 (426 amino acids)
Biological process (GO): transmembrane transport
Cellular component (GO): membrane
Molecular function (GO): transmembrane transporter activity
Source: RefSeq, a predicted model, not a curated record